AAAUUUCGAUCAGAGAUUCAUAAUCUGAUUUCGAUCAGUCCUCAAAUUAGGGUUUCUACCAGAGAAGGGUUUAAUCAAUUCAAAAGCCAAUUCUGAUAAAAAAAAAAAAAACAUGUUAAGACUAAGUAGAUUAACGAAACAAAUGAAUAACACAGCAAAAUCUUCAAUUUUGUUAUCUCAAAAUUAUCAACUCAAAGAUGCCAUCAUUACUGAUCCUCUCCCUUCUGAUCAUCUCUUCCACAAAUCUUCAAAUCGAUUUCUUGACAUUUAUCAGCUUGGAAAUAAAGCAGCUAUUGAGAAAGAGCGUGCGAGGCUUGCAGAUGAGAUGAAUAGGGGUUAUUUUGCUGAUAUUGCUGAGCUUAAGCAACACGGUGGUAAGAUUGCGAUGGCAAAUAAAAUAAUAAUUCCUGCAAUGGCAGCCGUGAAGUUUCCCCACUUGGAAGUGAACGAUUCUAAAGGUAACUUUUUGAAGUUGCCUAUUGGGGCCAACGGAAAUGCAGCUGAUGCUACCGCAACUACUAAUCCUAAAGCAUCUUUAAUUUGUCUUUCCUUUCGGGCAAGCUCUCAGGCAAUGGUUGACUCCUGGACAACACCUUUCCUAAAUGUUUUUCAUGAUGCGGAUAAUAUUCAUCUCUAUGAGGUCUCAUUUAUAGACUCAUGGCUCUUAUGUCGGAAUCCAAUCAAGCGUCUGCUGCUCCGGAUAAUGAGGAAAUCUAGUACCGAUGCAAACAAUGCACUCCAGAAGCAGAUUGUAUAUUCAUUUGGUGACCAUUAUUACUUCAGAAAAGAACUUAAAAUAUUGAACCUUCUCACCGGUUAUAUUUUCCUGCUCGACAAGUUUGGUAGAAUAAGAUGGCAGGGCUCUGGAUUGGCUGCAGAAGACGAGCUAUCCUCUCUCAUCUCUUGCAUGUCGUUUUUAUUGGACGAGAAAUGAGGGAUUGGCCUAUGAAGACAAUCUUUCUGUUCUUUUUAUUCAUUUGAAUUCUUUCUCCAACUUCUUGAGUUGAGUUGCAAUGCAAUAGUUGGUUUAAUAAUCUUAAACUAUAAAUACGGAAAAAGAUUUUGAACCUGUUUGGUUCAACUGUUGCGGUUAUUGUUGGAACUGUUUGAUGA
Molecule: messenger RNA, 1113 nt
Organism: Mercurialis annua (annual mercury)
Lineage: Eukaryota; Viridiplantae; Streptophyta; Magnoliopsida; Malpighiales; Euphorbiaceae
Product: mitochondrial ATPase complex subunit ATP10
Exons: 8
Coding region: 113-934 (273 amino acids)
Biological process (GO): mitochondrial proton-transporting ATP synthase complex assembly
Cellular component (GO): mitochondrial inner membrane
Source: RefSeq, a predicted model, not a curated record